AGAAGGGCUGGAGCUGGGAUCCACCCCUGCUCAGACCUCCUUUAAGGGUUGGCAGUGGGGGUGAGGGUGGUAUGCUGGAGUUCCUUGUGUACAUGAGGCCUUCUAAAGCUCUCCAUGAAUUCCCCAAUGACAUCUUCACGAACGAGGACAGGAGGCAUGGAGCUGUCAUCCUGCAUGUCAUUUGUGCCAUGUACAUGUUUUAUGCUUUGGCAAUUGUCUGCGAUGAUUUCUUUGUCCCUUCAUUGGAAAAGAUUUGUGAACGCUUGCAUCUUAGUGAAGAUGUGGCUGGGGCGACUUUCAUGGCAGCUGGAAGCUCUGCUCCAGAGUUGUUUACAUCUGUCAUAGGUGUUUUUAUCACAAAAGGAGACGUAGGCGUUGGAACCAUCGUAGGCUCUGCUGUAUUUAACAUUCUCUGUAUUAUUGGUGUGUGUGGGCUGUUUGCAGGACAGGUUGUUGCACUGUCAUCAUGGAGUCUCUUGAGAGAUUCAAUCUACUAUACACUGUCUGUUGUUGCACUCAUUGUGUUUAUUUACGACGAAAAGGUUUCCUGGUGGGAGUCCUUGGUCUUGGUGCUGAUGUAUGCCAUCUACAUUGUUAUCAUGAAGUACAACUCUACCAUACAACACUGCUUGGAAAGGAAGACAAAAAACGCUGCGAACAUGGUGAACGGAUUGGCAAAUAACACAGAAAUGGAUGAUAACAGCAACUGCGAUGCCACAGUGGUGUUACUAAAGAAAGGUAACUGUUCCAGGAAUUUCCACCGUAAAGCCUCAGUGAUCAUGGUGGAUGAGCUGCUGUCUGCUUACCCACACCAGCUUUCAUUUUCUGAGGCUGGGCUGCGGAUCAUGAUAACCAGCCACUUUCCUCCCAAAACACGUCUCUCCAUGGCCAGCCGCAUGCUCAUCAAUGAGAGACAAAGACUGAUCAACAGCAGGACUUACACCAACGGUGAAUCAGAAGUAGCAAUCAAAAUACCUAUCAAGCACGUUGUGGAGAAUGGAACAGGUCCAAGCAACUCGUCUGAGAGGGGUGUGAAUGGCACACGGCGAGACGAGGACGUGGCUGAGGCUGGCAAUGAGACAGAGAAUGAGAAUGAGGAUAAUGAGAACAAUGAAAAUGAUGAGGAAGAGGAAGAAGAUGAUGACGAUGAUGACCAUGAAGGGCCAUACACACCUUUUGACCUACCCACUGGCAAAAUGGAAAUCUUGAAGUGGCUCUUCACGUGGCCGUUGAGCUUUGUGCUGUAUUUCACAGUGCCCAACUGUAACAAACCCCACUUGGAGAAAUGGUUCAUGGUUACCUUUGCUUCUUCUACCCUCUGGAUUGCAGCUUUCUCCUACAUGAUGGUGUGGAUGGUGACAAUCAUUGGCUACACGCUGGGAAUUCCAGAUGUGAUAAUGGGCAUCACUUUCUUGGCUGCAGGAACCAGCGUGCCAGACUGCAUGGCAAGCCUCAUCGUAGCAAGGCAAGGUAUGGGGGAUAUGGCUGUGUCCAACUCCAUUGGAAGCAAUGUUUUUGAUAUUUUAAUCGGCCUAGGCCUCCCGUGGGCUUUGCAGACCCUAGCAGUGAAUUAUGGAUCAUACAUCCGGUUAAACAGCAGAGGACUCAUCUAUUCUGUUGGUCUCUUGCUGGCAUCUGUUUUUGUCACAGUUUUCGGCGUGCACAUGAACAAAUGGAAACUGGAUAAGAAGCUAGGGUGCGUGUGCCUUUCCCUGUAUGGCAUCUUCCUGUGUUUCUCCAUCAUGACAGAAUUCAAUGUUUUCACUUUUGUGAACUUGCCCAUGUGCAGAGAUCACUAACGCACAUUGCAGACUGUCAGGAGGGACGUCCUUCUUACCUGUGCAAUACAAACCACGGCUGGCAUCUCCUGAAAGCGGUGCACCUCCAAGUCGUGAAGUAUAUCCUGUCCAUAGGACCUGUGCCCCAUCUCGGUUUACCCUCUCCCUGACCCCCACAACCUGGAAAAAAAUCCUGCAUCGAUGUGAAGAUGAUAUUUUUUCUUUUUCUUUUUUUUUUUUUUGCAACAUUCAUGUGAUUUCUUAGCUCAGUUUUUGAACAGUGACUGGUCUCUAGAUGAACUGGCUGCUAACUGGCAUCAAGCCAGGCAAAACUGGUCUGCUACAAUUCCUUUUUUAAGUUAUUUGAUGGAAGACUAAUCUAAUUUAUGUCUUAAAGACUAUUGCUACAAUGCAGAAGAGGGUACAUCAUACAGGGGCUGAUUUUCGAGGAGAAUUCUGGGAUUUUUUUGGUUGUGUUUUUCUUUUUUUCUUCUUGUUGUUGUUGUUUGUUUUGGUUGUGGUUUUUUAUUGCCUGAGAUCAACAUCCUGUGUUGCAGCUUCUCCUUCUGAGCUCUGGGUCUCCUGUAACGAUCCAAAAGUCACAGGGCAGUGUAAUAUGGGAAUUUAAUUCAAGGUACUCAACAUACGAGUGGAUUGACUGCUUAUUCAGAGAAGACUGUCAAGGCAACAGACAGUGACUGCACCGUCAAUCAUGAAUCCUGUACAGGUGUGAUGAGGAAUGGAAGGUAAACACGGACUUAAAGGAUAAACACUGCUACUAUUUUGUUAUCGGUGUCGGCGUUUUAUUAAUAGGGUGUUUGUGGUAUUUCCAAGCAAUAGUUUGAUUGCCAGCCCAGCAGGGCUACCGAGGAGACGUCCUGUUUUUCUGUCAUCUACACCUGGAAACGGAAGGUCAGAACUUUAUUUGCUUCAUCAGAUUUCUUGUAGUUUUGGGGGGAUUCUAUAGUUCACGUCUUAUUUGUUCUGAGGACAUCAGUACGUGUCAAAACUUUUCUAAAUGAGUUACAGACACUGGUUUCUUUAAAAGGAAAGAGGCGUAUUUUGCACAGACACAGUUACUGAAGUCAUUGUUUGCCACUCUUUAAAGAAUACACUGGACCUGGCCAGAUAUUUGUCUUUUUCUUAAACAGUUGAACUUCUCUGAUGGCAGAUCAUGUGGAUUCGUCACACCUCCUCUGGGAGGGAAGAAGAUGGAGAGAGAGAUGGCACUUUUAAAAUGUGUAAUAUCUACAACGCAGACUCGCUCACAGAUCUUAAGUUAUUGUGAAAAUUUAGCUAUUCAUUGUUCCAGUAUCCUUGCUAGAUUUUGUAUAAUUCUGUAUUAAUACACAGGCAGAUCCAACCCCAUCAGGAACACUACCACGGCUACAUUUGUUUGUAUUGAUACUGUGGAUUCUUGCCAGCGCUGGCUGUUGUAUUUACUUUAAGCACUGAUCACUUCUGAUUCAUUUUUUCCCCGUUCUUGUAUAUGUUCUACUACAAGUGUGUUAAUAUAAUACCAACUAGA
Molecule: messenger RNA, 3306 nt
Organism: Lagopus muta (rock ptarmigan)
Lineage: Eukaryota; Metazoa; Chordata; Aves; Galliformes; Phasianidae
Gene: SLC24A3
Product: solute carrier family 24 member 3
Exons: 16
Coding region: 72-1799 (575 amino acids)
Biological process (GO): calcium ion transmembrane transport; intracellular calcium ion homeostasis
Cellular component (GO): membrane
Molecular function (GO): calcium, potassium:sodium antiporter activity; calcium channel activity
Source: RefSeq, a predicted model, not a curated record